Messenger RNA from Larimichthys crocea (large yellow croaker), 3807 nucleotides. It is a transcript of the gene rab11fip1b, whose product is annotated as RAB11 family interacting protein 1 (class I) b. Lineage: Eukaryota; Metazoa; Chordata; Actinopteri; Sciaenidae. The record is from RefSeq and is a predicted model, not a curated record. Gene Ontology annotation, biological process: regulated exocytosis. Gene Ontology annotation, cellular component: intracellular membrane-bounded organelle. The transcript has 7 exons. Gene Ontology annotation, molecular function: small GTPase binding. The coding region runs from base 81 to 3155 and encodes 1024 amino acids.
CUCAUGGUAGACACCUCCACGUUUUUUUAGUUUGGAUUUGUUUUACGCGCGGUGUUAAUCCAGCAACAAGUGGUGUCAGCAUGUCUCUGUCGGAUCAAUUGUGGUGUCCCACAAGCGUCCAGGUAACGGUGCUCCAAGCCAGAGGCCUCAGGAUAAAGGGGAAAAGCGGCACCAACGAUGCGUACGCGGUCAUGCAAGUGGCCAAGGAGAAGUAUCAGACCUCCGUGGCGGAGAAGAGCGUGGCACCGGUGUGGAAAGAGGAGGCCACUUUCGACCUGCCGCAGGGCGCAGGUGGAGGUGGAGGUAGCACGGACCGGUCCACUCUCCAUGUCCACGUCCUGCACCGGGCCCUGGUGGGUCCAGACAAACUGCUGGGACAGGCUGUCAUCAACCUGCUGCAGCUCAGUGAGGACAAAACCCGCAACAAGAGCGAAUGGUUUAAAUUGCUGGACAAGACUGGCAAGGCAGAUAAAGACAGAGGAGAGGUGUUCGUUGACAUCCAGUUCAUGAGAAACAACAUGACCGCCAGCAUGUUUGACCUUUCUGGUGCCGGCAAAUCCAGAUCCCGCCUGGGCAAGUUCAAGGACAAAGUUCGUGGCAAGAAAAAGGAAUCAGAUACUGCGUCUACCAUAGUGCAACCUCUCACUCAGGUUCUGACAGACAGCGAGGAGGAGGGAAAUGAUGAUGUUGAGGUAGCUGCAGGCAAGGAAGAGAAAAAGAAGAAGAAGAAGAUAAAGUCUUUGUUUUCUACCAAGUCUAAUCUGCAAAGGAACAUGUCUCAGUCCAUGUCUGUUUUGCCUGCGAAGAACUCCACACUGAGCGGCAGCCAGUCAUCUGGUCUAAAUGUGGAUUCUUCUGAAGGUAAAAAGAAGUUCAAAUUCAUGAUGCACAAGCGUUCUGGCAGCUCAGACAGCAAAGAUUCCUCCUCUGUUCAUCAAAAACAUGGUGCUGCAGAGCAGAGUAACCUGUGCAUCAAUGGAAGUCAUAUAUACUGUGAAGAACCACAGAGCCGGACCUCUCGCAUCGGCUCAAACUUCAGUUUGGCCAGUUCAGGUCACGGAUCCAUGGAAGAUGUUCCUGAAAGCUCUCCUCCAUCUGUUGAUUCACUAAGGGCAAGGAGACUGGAGGAAGAAAGAAGGAUUGAAGAGGAGAACACUAGAAAGGAGGAAGAGGAAAGGAUUAGGAGGGAGGAAGAGAGAAGGAGGCAAGAGGAAGAGGAGAUGGUGAGAAGACAAGAAGAACAUGAGGAAAUGAGGAGGCUAGAGGAACAAGAAAGGAGGCAAAGGGAGGAAGAGGAAAGGAUUAAGCAAGAGGAGGAGAAGGCUAGGAGGGAAAAGGAAGAAUAUGAGACAAUGUUGGAGGAAAAGAGGAAACUGGAGGAGGAAGAAAGAAAAAGGCUUGAGGCAGAAGAGAAAAUUAGAAAGGAGGAAGAGGCAAGGAUAAGGGUGGAGGAAGAACAGAGGAGAAAAGAGGAAGAGGAGAGGGUUAAGAGAGAAGAAGAAGAAGAACUUAAAAGAUUAGCUGAGGAAAAGAUGAAACUAGAAGAACAAGAAAGGAGGAGAAUUGAGGAAGAAAGGCAAAGGGAGGAAAUGAUUAGGAAAGAGGAGGAGAGGAGAAAGGAGGAGGAGGAAGAGAGGGCUAGGAAGGAGAAGGAGGAAUAUGAGAGACUGGUUGAAGAAAAAAUGAGACAAGAGGAACAGGAGAGGAGACGACUUGAGGAAGAGGAGAGAAUCAGAAAGGAAGAGCAGGAAAGGAUUAGGAUGGAGGAAGAGAAAAGGAGACAAGAAGAAGAAGAAAAGAGGAUUAUUGAGGAAGAGGAGAAAAUGAAAAGGGAGGAAGAGGAGAGGAUUAGGAAAGAAGAGGAGGCCAGGAAGCUGGAGGAAGUAAAAAGAGAUGCAGAAGAACAGAAGAAGAGAGAAAAUCAAACACAAACCAAAUCUACAGUGGAGAGCCAGGCAGAGGUCACAUCUACUAAUCCAUUUGAUGAAAACUUUUCAAGUAAUCCUUUUGAUGAGAUUCCAGACUCACCUGCAGCAAACGUGUCAACUGUCCAACAAAGGAGUCAGUCUGCUGUCCCAUUGCUGGAAGGCAAGGCUUCAGCUGAUGAAAAGGAUCUUAUUAGCGCUCAACGGGAGAAGCGACUGGCUCCUCAGCCACCAGGAAAAACUCAAGCUGAGAGACAGAGUCAGAGGGAGCAGGACGGAAAUACAAGACAUCUGGCACAAAUUAACAAGCAGAGCAAAGACAAAGAUGUCAAAACUGUCAGUGUUCACCCACAGCGCUCAGUGCAAAUGAUUGCUCCACUCAGUAGGUCUCCCACAGAUGCAAAGAACACCAAGAGUUUAACAGAAAGUAGCACAACCAAGGGAACAACAAAUGUAGCCAAGAACAGUAAACGUCCCGCACCGUCUAAACCUCGUUCUGUGGAAGAAGGACCAUCAUCUAAACCUAAAACGGCCUUGUCUUCUGGUGGUAAGAUGUCCAAUGAACGUGGCUCAAAGACAAAACAGGAGCCGGUUGUUUAUGGCUUGAAUCCAUUUGAAGAUGAUGAAGACGAAAAUGAGCUUACAGCCAAAGAUGAUUCAAAAACAAAUACAGGCUCAGUGCAGAUGCCACAAGAUGCUGAUAAAGAUGCCACCUCUCAAUCAAAAAUCAAAUCCUCAAAGAUGGCCCCUGCACCCCCACUUCCUGCAAAUAAAGCCUCCAGUGGGACCGUACCUGAUAACAGUAUAACCCAACCAUGUGACCUGGAGCAUGCCCAGAAGACCCGGGCUGCGACGGCACAGAGUUCAGUGGAGAAGGCAGGUGGGAAGAAGGAUGGGCCUCCUGUAACUUCACGCAGGCUUCAACCUGUGAAACCCCUUAAUCCUUUGGGACAGCAGUCUGCCUCAGUCGUUCGAGGGGAAACCGAUAACAAAUCCACAGAGAUCCUUGGUGAAGUUCAGGAGGAUCGAAAGGUGAAUAACACUGAGCUGAAGGGGCCGUACUCCCAGCUGACUCGGGAGGAGCUCAUCUCUCUUGUGCUUAAACAGGAAAAUCAGAUGACCGACAGAGACAAAAAGAUAUCACAGCUGGAGCAGUAUAUUGACAACCUGCUCGUGCGUGUCAUGGAAGAGAAACCAAGUAUUCUCAUGUCCCUGAACUCUCUGAAAUAAGCUAUGUAGUGUUAAAGCUUAUGUUUACAAGGUUUGAACAGUGUAAAGUUUAGAUUCAGAAUACUAGCAAAUAAAUAAUGAUGAAGUUAGAAAUAUAUAUUUUUUAAAAUCUUGCAGAGUCUGUUGCACUUUCAGCCUUUCACUUGGGGGAUUAUAUCAACUUGAAAUCAAAGAUGUUAAUAAGUAAAAUGAUAUUUGACAUUUUCUAAAUAUUUAGUGAUAUUUUUGACGCUUUGCUACUGUAUGUUACAUCAGAACAACCAAAUUUGUGCAUUUGUUAUGACUAUUUUCAUGUUAAUCAUAAAAUUCUUUCCUGAAAUUUCUCUGAUAAAUGUUGAAUGUUGCCAAUAUUUCAAACUUAAUUACUGUAUUUUAUGGCAAAUAAAAUGAACGUGUUUUUCUAUAGAGCGAUUGCUUCCUGUCCUCUGGAUAUAUAUAUAUUACUGUCAAAACUAUGCACUAGUCAUGUAGAUAGAAACCUUUGUACUAAAUGUCGACGUUUACAUGAUUGUUCUAAUCUAAAAACGGCACUUUACCUAGUUUAACAUUACGUACACUGAAUUACUGCACUAUGCUGGGAUCGCUGUAAAAAAUAAAAUAAAAAUGAAAAUAAAUUUCUUCUUUUUCUGGUAAAGCACAUCUUGUCAUUUCC